AUCAAGCACUCAGUCAUGGAGCCUUUUCACUCGUCUCAGGAUUUUGUGCGAGCCUUGAAGAGCUCCUCUGAUCCUCCAUUCCCUGAAGGACCUCCGAAAAUUGAGAUUGCAAAGCAGGCAUGGGAUAAUAAAGCUUUCUAUGUCCCUAGAAAAGAGGAAGUUAUUGCGGAUUGGGUGUUGAUUAGACUGCUUAAAGAAAAAACGACCGCUCCUGUGGAUGUUCGUUAUUGGGGCCUCUUACUCGAUGUCAUCUCGUCUCCGCAAGCCUCCUUAAGGACAUGGCUGUUACCGCUUUUGAAUCGUAUCCCGGUCCUACCUGUCGUCGUUUCCCUCCUCAGAGGCCUAUCAGAUGUUGAUAACCAAGUUCGGCGACACCUAAUGCUCCUUACAUGCAACUGUCUGGCGAUAUUGUGGCCGCUGGCAGUACAUAAAUUUACCACCGAAAAUUUGUUGGAGUGCUUCGGAAUAUUCUUGUCUUCUGCACAGUGCUGUCAAUCGGACAGGAAUCACGAUCAGAUUGGACAGUGGUUAAUUCACUCAUUCAUGUCCUCCCUCAAUAAUUCGUCAAUGAAAAAGAAGCUUUAUUCUACAUUUACCCAAAUGUACCUUUGUGAUUGGAUAGCAUACACUAGUCCAGAAGCCGCAAGCUCCAUUCUUGGGGAGAACAUAUAUGCUGCUGGCGUUGAAAUCCUCUUCAGCCUCGAUAUCCUCCGGCAGUCUGUUGACGGUGAAAUUGCAUUUUUCGACGUCCUGGAGGGCGUAGACAAACCAUCACUUCUGGGCAACCUUCCUCGCAUAUUUCGCUCGUUCGUAACCACCGCAAAACGGUUUCGCGGGGCACUAUUCGGACAGGGAUCAUCGCGGCAGUCGACAGGUGGGGUAGAGGAAGUUCGAGCGGCGGGGAUGUGCUUUUUCGUUUCUUCUCAGCCUUUGUUAGAUGCCAGUGGCCUAGAAGCCAGAGCUUGGAGGGCUCAGGUGGGAUUGUUGAAGGUCAUCGAUGAAGAAGCACUGUUCUCCAACAGUCAGCGAGAUUUUGAAGGGGUCUUCGCAAAGGUCGUCGAGAAUGCCAUUUCAGUUCUCAGCACCACUAGCGCUGCAGAAGAACAACAGAACAUUGUCUCGCUUGUAGCUGAUGUGCUCACUAUGAUCGCCCGCAUAGAGUACAGUAUCCUAGAAGCGGCAUUGCCCAGGAUCUUACCCCUAAUAUUAGUGACAUCCACUGUCGACUCUUUCUUCUCGUUACUGGAAACUCUAUUGGAUUAUCACUCCAAGACUCGCACCCUGAAUACUCACAUCUCCGUCAUACUAUCAGCGCUUGGACGAGACCAGAUAACGCCCCUCCUCGACGACGUUAGGUCGGCCUAUCAGAUCGCCACGGAAGCGUCUGCACUUGUUCAUCCUGCUCAUUUUGAUCGCUUGGUUAUAUCUAUUCGGACUUUCCUCACUUCCACUCAAAUACUACCGACUAUUCGCUCAAUCUUUGAAACUCUUGCUUCGUGCUCUGAUGCGUUCUCAGCUGCACAAGAAACCCUGUCGGAGCACAUCAAAAAAGUAAAGAAGGGGAAAUCACCUAUGGUUGCUUCCGAAGACAUCAUCCACGAUUUGGACGUGUCAGCUUUCUGUCUGACACUCUCGUGUCGGAUAUCCACUGUUAUUCUAUCCGCGAUAUCGCAGCAAUCGUUACCGUCCUCAAUUCGAGAAGAGACGCACCGCUCUGCUGACGCUUUCCGGAGCGCGUCACUGUGUCCAGUCCUAUCCAAGUCUGUAAGAUUUCUGAACAAAACAAUUAGUACUCACUCUCAUGAGGUGUGGGGAUCAUCGGUGGGAGUGUCAUCACUUCUCCGUCUGCAAUACUCCAUGGGCGCUCAGCGUUGUCACUCAUUGACCCCAGAAGAUUCAUGGGAAAGCAAAAUGUUGACGAAGCUCAUGGUGUUAAUGGACGAAAGCAGUGAUGAACAUGGAUACCCUAUUUAUCCUACUAUGAACUUUGAGAUUUUUAGAACUCUGCUUGAUUCUGUCGGCCAUGAUAUUGAGGAGCACGCAUCUUUAGUGGACAAAUUGAUUGCCUUUGUUGCACAGGGCUCGAUAUCCCAAGAUGCUAGCCGUACACAGAUUGCGCUGCUUCAUCUUCUUAUCGACCAAUGGCUUCCAAUUCUAGAUGAUUUGGCAUCCGAUGAGCAAUUGAGAAAUCUUGUUAGCGUCAUCGUCAGGGACGGUAACACCGUACUCCAGCAUUGCCUGUCAUCGGCUCAAGUUUGGGAGUUGCCGAGCUUACGCAAUGCAUUCCUUGCGUAUUUUGAUGAGGCGACAUCAAUACUAAGAACUAAUGACCAGCGACCGGAGGACUCUGUCCGAAAUGAUAGUACAACACGCCGUGACAUAAUACUUGUGUUCCGUAUUCUACUGGCGUUCCCAGUUGAGUAUUUCUCUCGGCAGUCACGGUUAAAUUUUGCGAAGAAAGCAUUAUGCGCAGAUACGUCGAUCUGUGGCUCGACAAACGAAGAUCAGGAAUACAUCUCCCAAUCUGCAUCAGUGCUCCGCACUUUUGCGAGGCGGGUAUUCUCACAUCUUGGCGUCAUUGACAGACCGCUUGAAGAUGUUCCGUCCUACUUGGAACAUUUAAUGACAUCUGGCACAGCUGCCAUAACCAAGCAAGAAUUGACGCUUGCCACGCUGGAUCUUGCUGAGUUUUAUCUAUCCUCGCUCUUGAAAGAAGAGAAGAGCCAUCGCUCAGCCGCGGCGGAACUAUUGUCCGGCUUUCAUUUGAGGCUGCAGCUCAGUUCUUUCCUUGAGCGAGACGUCCGUUCACAGUGCUUCCAGCGAAUGCUUCAGCUUUUGAUCAGAGAGCACCAAGCUGACAGUUUCUCAGAUGAAUUCAGGGCUGACAUGCGUAAGAUUCAUAAAGAUUUCAAGAACUUCCUUCAACCUUCUAUGAUGGCUAUGAUAGCGAGCGACCUAACUGCAGACGACUUGAAAACGCAUGCCAGUGGCCUGUUGAUAGGGUGGCAUUGCAUUAUAUCCCUUCAACGAUGGCUAACGCCCCAAGGCGUCAAUUCACAGAUGUACGGACAUCAGUUGUGCCUCAAGUUCUGUCAGCUCGAUAAAAAUCAUACUCAUGAUCAUGCGAUAACAACUGCUUUUGCGAUCCUCAAAGAGGAAUUCUUGUACAGCACAGAUGGUGCCCGGAGCGUGCUUUUGGAUAUAGUAACGGAAGCCUAUGUGGUUCUAUAUCCAGCAAUCGGCGUCGAAGGUCAAGCCUGCAUGGAUGCCAUUCUAGCCGACAUAUAUGGAGGACUAUCGGCUCGGGAAUUUACCCUUGUAACAAAGACAAUCUCUCAUUCGCUUUUGGAUGGCGAACACACCAUGGCAUCCUUACAGUGUAUGGUAGGCGUAUCCAUGUUAUUGUUACAAGAGAUUCCAACAACUACCUUCCCAAUUGCUCAAACCUUUACGACAUUCUGUAUAACGACAUUCGGGAGUAGGGAUGUAUUCAUCUCAAUGUCCCCGUUGAUCCGCCAGCAGGUACUCCGCUUCCUAGUUCAACGAUGCCGCGACCGACCAAUGACGCUACGACCAGUUGACGUCAGCGCGAUAUGGUCACUUAUAGCAAAGCUUCUGUCUGGUGCUCGAGAACAAGAUAAGAACACCUCGACGGCCACCUUCCAUGAUGUCGUCAUAGUCAUUCGGGCCCUUGUCCGUUUCCGACGCGACCUUGUCGUCCAAACCUUGCCCCAUCUCAGUUACAUUCUGCGACAGUUAUUGAUGACCAUGCGGAGACCACGCGCUCAGCUUGGGGCAAAGCAGAGCGCCAUGGUCGCACAGAGCUUCCCACCUUGGAUAACCCCCCAGCAACCUCUGGGCAACGAAGAAGCUAAGACACUUUCUCGACUCUUGGAAUCCUUGGCUACCAAAAACAUAGUCAAAGCCCAGUCAUCGAGUCGAGAGGUCCAAAAGGCGGAGUCUUUGGUGGGACCGUUUUCCAAGCAUGCUGCUUAUGUGUUGGCGGCACAUAUUAAUGCUGUCGGCGAUCCUCUUUGUGUCUUCCCGGCAAGUCUUCGGAAAGAAUUAGAGCCUGGCCUUUUCGCCUUGUGUGACAUGAUCAAUGAACACAGUCGAGACGCAAUCAUGCUAUCGUCUCUUGAUGCGGGUGGAAAAGCAAUGAUGAAAGCAUUGUGGAAGGACUACGAAAAGCAAAGAUAUAUCGGCAAAGGAUAA
This is a messenger RNA of Guyanagaster necrorhizus, 4215 nucleotides long. RefSeq lists its product as uncharacterized. Bases 16 to 4215 code for a protein of 1399 amino acids. The record is from RefSeq and is a predicted model, not a curated record. The transcript has 15 exons. Lineage: Eukaryota; Fungi; Basidiomycota; Agaricomycetes; Agaricales; Physalacriaceae.